Molecule: messenger RNA, 3465 nt
Organism: Clarias gariepinus (North African catfish)
Lineage: Eukaryota; Metazoa; Chordata; Actinopteri; Siluriformes; Clariidae
Gene: kat2b
Product: K(lysine) acetyltransferase 2B
Exons: 18
Coding region: 198-2504 (768 amino acids)
Biological process (GO): chromatin remodeling; positive regulation of transcription by RNA polymerase II
Cellular component (GO): nucleus; histone acetyltransferase complex
Molecular function (GO): histone H3 acetyltransferase activity; protein binding
Source: RefSeq, a predicted model, not a curated record
GAGAGAGAGAGAGAGAGAGAGAGAGAUGAACGCCAUGUCUGAUCCCGCCGUGCAGGACUGAGACUGAGGAAAACCGCCACCCGGGCGAACCGCGACGCGCGCGCAGCGGCCUGUGCGCGGUGUCUGAUCGCGCGCAGGGCGCGAGGGAAGGCCCGGGGGUGGUGGUGGGGGGGGGGAGGCGCGCGGGCGUCUCGGUCAUGGCGGAGAGCGCAGCGGCGGGAAGCGCGCGCGGCUCGGCGGCGGCGAAGGCUCAGCUCCGGUCCUCACCGCGCCUCAAGAAACUCGAGAAACUCGCCGUGUACUCAUCCUGCAAGGGUGAAGGAGCGUGUAAGUGUAAUGGUUGGAAGAGCCAAAAUCCACCUCCUACUCCUCCACCUCCAACCCCACCAAGGGCUGAACAAACAAACUCUGUGAAUCUCCUGGAGCCUUGUCGGAGCUGCAGCCACCCUUUAGGAGAUCAUGUAACGCAUCUGGAGAACGUAUCCGAAGAUGAGAUGAAUAGGUUACUGGGUAUUGUGCUGGAUGUGGAGUAUCUCUACACAUGCGUCCACAAAGAGGAGGACGCCGACACUAAGCAAGUCUACUUCUCCUUGUUUAAGCUGCUAAGAAAAUCCAUCCUGCAAAUGGGGAGGCCUGUGGUGGAGGCUUUGGAGAGCCCACCAUUCGAGAAGCCCAGCAUCGAGCAGGGGGUGAACAACUUUGUUCAGUACAAGUUCAGUCACCUCCCAUCUAAAGAGCGACAGACCAUUGUGGAACUGGCCAAGAUGUUCCUCAACCAGAUUAAUUUCUGGCAGCUGGAGACGCCAUCGCAGAGACGGCAGCGGGUCCCUGUUGAUGAUGCGGCUGACUACAAAAUCAACUACACCAGGUGGCUGUGCUACUGUAACGUGCCGCAGUUCUGCGACAGUCUCCCGCGUUACGAGGCUACGCAGAUCUUCGGUCGCAUUCUGCUGCGUUCCGUCUUCACCAUCAUGAGGAAACAGCUGCUGGAGCAGGCCAGGCAGGAGAAAGACAAACUCGCUCCUGAGAAACGAACACUCAUCCUCACACACUUCCCCAAGUUCCUGUCUAUGUUGGAGGAGGAGGUGUACAGCCCCAAUUCUCCUAUCUGGAAUGAAGACCCAAUGGGUGUUGCACCAGGUGGACAUAUCCCUAGAGUGAUCAGUGCGCCCCAGGUGGCCAGGCAGCUCUACUGCACCACUACGUCCUCACCGGUGGGGCUGACAGGAACAGGCAGUGUGAGUCCCGCACGCAAACCUGCAUCAGCUCUGGAACCUAGCCCAGGUGGAGAGAAGCGAAAGUCCUCUGAACCACUGUCCCAUGACGACACUAAAAAAGCACGUGUCAUGGGUGACAUUCCCAUGGAGCUGGUUAAUGAGGUCAUGUCCACCAUCACAGACCCUGCUGCCAUGCUCGGACCAGAGACCAACCUCCUCUCAGCUCACUCUGCACGAGAUGAGGCUGCACGGCUGGAGGAGCGACGAGGUGUGAUAGAGUUCCAUGUCAUUGGUAACUCCCUCAACCAGAAGCCCAACAAGAAGAUUCUGAUGUGGCUGGUGGGCCUUCAGAAUGUUUUCUCUCACCAACUGCCCCGAAUGCCCAAAGAGUACAUCACACGCCUCGUCUUUGACCCAAAACACAAGACACUGUCUCUGAUCAAAGAUGGCCGUGUGAUUGGUGGGAUCUGCUUCCGGAUGUUUCCUUCUCAGGGCUUCACAGAAAUAGUGUUCUGUGCUGUAACGUCCAACGAGCAGGUCAAGGGUUACGGGACACACCUAAUGAACCACCUAAAAGAGUAUCACAUCAAACACGAGAUCCUCAACUUCCUCACGUAUGCUGAUGAGUACGCCAUCGGCUACUUCAAAAAGCAGGGAUUCUCCAAAGACAUAAAGGUCCCCAAAGCUAAGUAUGUGGGCUACAUUAAAGACUAUGAAGGAGCUACACUCAUGGGCUGCGAACUCAACCCCAGCAUACCAUAUACAGAGUUUUCUGUCAUCAUUAAGAAACAGAAAGAGAUCAUUAAGAAGCUGAUCGAGAGGAAGCAGGCGCAGAUACACAAGGUGUAUCCUGGUCUAUCCUGUUUUAAGGAGGGUGUUCGCCAGAUUCCCAUCGAGAGCAUUCCAGGCAUACGUGAGACGGGCUGGAAACCUUUGGGGAAAAGCAAAGAAGUAAAAGAUCCAGAUCAGCUGUGUAGCACCUUAAAAAACAUUCUACAACAAGUCAAGUCCCACCAGAACGCAUGGCCCUUUAUGGAACCUGUGAAGAAGAAUGACGCACCUGGGUAUUACCAAGUCAUUCGCUUUCCAAUGGACUUGAAGACAAUGAGUGAGCGCCUGAAGAGCCGCUACUACACCACGAGGAAGCUGUUCAUGGCAGACAUGCAGCGAAUCUUCACUAACUGUCGAGAGUACAACCCUCCUGAGAGCGAGUACUACAAGUGCGCUAACCUCCUGGAGAAGUACUUCUACAUUAAAAUUAAAGAGGCUGGCCUUAUCGACAAGUAGAACAGACCCAAGGACUCGUCCUCAAUUUAUUAUUUUUUUUAUCCCUUUUUGCACUUUUUUUUCUGUCCAAAGGCACUCGUGAGACUUUGUUGGCAUCAGUUUUUUGCAACAGAAACUGUUCUACAGAUCGAAAAGCUGUUUCUAUAAAAUUGUUUGUAGCACAAAAACUGUACCUGAGCAGAGCUUCGAAGCUCUCUGGUAGUGUAGUCGAUCUUAGAGAGAGAUGUGUGUGUGUGUGUGUGUGUGUGAGCGCGCGAGUAUAAUCUGCACAAGGACGUCUCCUGCAUCUUCAAUGUUACGCCUGCCAAAAAGAUAACAUUUUACAUGUUUUGACUGAGAAGCUGUGUAUGUAAAUCAACUUUAAAUAAUAGCUGUAUAUUUUCUAUGGUAGCAAGUUUGGCCUCUUGUAGAUGAACAUACUUUAUACGUCAUGAAAGUGACAUCACUCAGAAAAGCCACAUUCUUCUGCUACAAUUUCUAUGUAAAAAAUCUUCUGCACUUAUUUAAAAAAUUGUCCUAAAAACACAAGCGUUUUUAAAACAAAGGGAAAGAAAACGUGCUGAGGGGUUGUUGGCUUUGUAAAGUCUUACUUUGGUCUUAACUUCUAUAUAUAAGUGAUUGGGGGGGGGGGGGGGGACGGACACACAACCCUGUAGUUAAAGGCAACAACAAAAGAAAAUGUGCAAUAACUCGUAGAUUUGUUUUGUAAAAUAUUUGUACUUUUAAAUAUUUAGGAAAACACUUUGUACUAUGUCAUUUUAUAGGAUUAUUAAAAAUGUAGAUCUAACAAACCUCUGGGAAACAUUUGACCUUGAACUUGUGACCUUUUAGUCAUUAGUAUAGAGAAUACAGGUAAAGUCACCUGUGAGUAACGCAGUUGACUCCCCUAUUUCCCCCUGGUUGAUAAAAAUUGAAGAUUUGCAACUGAACUUUAAAUAAUGCACUUGGUUUUAACUGAAAA